This is a messenger RNA of Penicillium subrubescens, 4491 nucleotides long. RefSeq lists its product as uncharacterized. Gene Ontology annotation, molecular function: ATP-dependent chromatin remodeler activity; ubiquitin protein ligase activity; ATP binding. Gene Ontology annotation, cellular component: nucleus. Bases 1 to 4491 code for a protein of 1496 amino acids. Lineage: Eukaryota; Fungi; Ascomycota; Eurotiomycetes; Eurotiales; Aspergillaceae. The transcript is spliced from 5 exons. The record is from RefSeq and is a predicted model, not a curated record. Gene Ontology annotation, biological process: protein polyubiquitination; DNA damage response.
AUGGGCGUGGUCGCGGAAUAUACCGAUAUCCCAGGCGUGAUCCCCGAGACCCUCAUCUCCGCGUUCGCGCAGAACGAUACUCUUGAUGUCGAUGGACGCCCUAGCAAGCGGCGCAAGGUCACCAAGUCUGGUCCAUACAAUUUGAGUGAUGAGCUGGGUGUAUCGUCAACUGGAAUUCCCUUGGGAUAUAUCCCACUGACUCGGUUGUCUUUGCGAUUAGACUACCCCGAAGCAUAUCGAUUUAAUGAUAAAACCCCGAAUAAACUCUCCUAUCUCUCGCGCCGAAUACCUGUCCUCGUCGAAAUUCAAAAUACAAGUUCACGCUCUGAUGCGACAGUCACUCUCGACCGUCCGGAUGUUGAAUACGUUUCUCAUAAAUUGGUCAUUACAACAACUGAUGCAGAGAAAAAGGAUAUAAUCUCCUGUGUGGUGAAUGAUUUGCGACUGGUCGGCUUUCUUGAACAGCUCAGACAUGUCACUCAGCUGACUGCCGCCGAUCGAUGCUACAAUCGUCUUCCCACUGCGUGCUAUCAAGCCACCGUACAACUCUUGACCGAAACAAAAUCCCUGAUAGUGGAAAUAGUUGGCCUCUGGAGAGAUUCACUUGAGACGCCUAGUCUCAAUCAUCUACCAGAUCCAGCUUUGGAACUUUUUGGGAAGUAUGUUUUGCAAGAGGAUCAUGUAACCGCCCUCGAAUAUGCGCCUCACGGACGCCGUGAGAAGCUACUUGGACAUCAUCGGCAGUGGUUGCCACGGGAGUUCUACGAGAGUGUCCACGUCCCACAGGAUACUGAAAGUGCAUCCGCCAAUAUCAAGUGUGAUGAUCUGGAGUGUGAGCUUUUCCCUUUCCAAAGACGAGCCGUUAGGUGGCUUUUGUGGAGGGAAGGAACCCAGAUCAAGGAAGACGGGACCAUUGCCACUAUCGAUAGGCCGUUGCCAAAUGGCCUUCCAGCAUCUUUCAAGGAAAUACAGGACGCCGAUGGAAACGUCUGCUACUUCAGUCAUCUGUUCAUGACAAUUACUACCAAGAUAUCUCAAUGGGGCGAUGCCGCGAAUCUUUUGAGAGGAGGCAUCCUCGCAGAAGAGAUGGGACUCGGGAAGACAGUUGAGAUGAUUACUCUGAUGUGCUUGAAUCGACGACCUGCGCAAGAAACGCUGAAACCCGAUCCUGAUGGGUUGCGGGUAUCUGGCGCUACUUUGAUCAUUACACCACCGGCAAUCCUGGAACAAUGGAAGCAAGAAAUUGAGCAACAUGCUCCGAAACUAAAGGUGCAUCACUACACGGGCAUUAGGCGUGGACAAGAAAAAUCAGAUGACUUGAUGAUUGAAGAGAUAGCAGAUUUUGACGUUGUCUUAACCACCUACAACGUUAUUUCUCGGGAGAUACACUAUGCUGGUGCCACGCCAUCGCGGAGUCUUCGCCAUGAAAAGCGGUUUGAGACUCGAAAAACACCGCUAGUCCGGAUAUCAUGGUGGCGUGUCUGCCUAGAUGAAGCUCAGAUGAUUGAGAGCGGUGUCAGCAAUGCAGCAAAGGUGGCUCGCUUGAUCCCUCGACAGAACGCCUGGGCUGUGACUGGUACACCAUUGCGAAAGAAUAUCGAUGAUCUGUUCGGGUUGCUGUUGUUUCUCCAGUACAGACCAUUUUGCGACUCAAGCUCCUUAUGGAAGCGUCUUUACUCAAGAUUUGGCCCGGUGUUGGUCAGCAUCAUCAAUUCGAUUGCGCUUCGACAUACCAAAGACAAAAUACGCGACGAACUGCGCUUACCGCCUCAGAAGCGUAUUGUGAUCACUACUCCUUUUACUCCAAUCGAGGAGCAGCAUUAUGGACAACUGUUCGAGGAGAUGUGCGAACAGUGUGGUCUCGAUGCAUUCGGCGCACCUCUUGAGGAUGACUGGAAUCCCGAAGACCCGGGGACUGUUGAAAAAAUGCGCACCUGGUUAACCCGCCUUCGCCAGACCUGUCUCCAUCCUGAAGUUAGUGGUAGUAAUCGUCGGGCGUUGGGCGCCAGCAAUGGCCCGCUGCGUACGGUCGAUGAGGUUCUUGAAGUUAUGAUUGAGACCACCGACACAUCUAUCCGCACGGAAGAGAGAACUGUACUUCUUUCUCAGCUUCGUCGGGGCCAGCUUCUCGAGAAUGCGAAGCGAAAGAAAGAAUCAUUAACUCUUUGGCAGGCUGCUCUGGACCGUGCUACUGAGCUGGUAAAUGACAGCAGAGCGCAGCUUCAAUUACAGCGGUUGAAAAACAAGGGCGUGGCUCUGAAUGGCGUAACAACUAUCCCUCAAACUCCUGAUUAUACCACCGACGACGAAAACGACGAAGAAGAAGUAGACAAGAACAGCCGUAUUGGCCAGUGUCGUCUGAAGCUUCGUGCUGCCCUGGAAGUGCAACAUAUUGCUGUGUUUUUCACCGCGAAUGCGUACUACCAGAUCAAAAGUGAUCCCACUCUGACCCAACCAGACUCCGAGCAUUUCAAAGCCCUUGAGAAGAAGGAAGAGGAAGGGUACGAGGCAGCAAAGUUGAUUCGUAAGGAGAUGUUGAUCGACAUCUCUCGCAAAGUCGAGCGGUACAUGAGAGCCAUCAAGGAAAAGGCUCGAAAGAAGGAGUUUGUGCACAUUCCGACAAUGAAGCCAUACCUGUACAGCAGGGGACUGGAAUCUUACAGGAUACUCAACAAAUUCGAGGAUUUGUGCAAUGCUCUGAACAAGCAUGCCGAGCAAUACAAUCAGUGGCGAGAGGUCAUGAUUGGGCUUGUCUCUCAAUCACUCAUUGACCAGGAAGAGGAUGCUGAACUGGAAGGAAACGAGUACGAGCGAUCAACCAAGCACCAAGAUGAAAUGUACGUUUACAUGGAGGCUCUCCGUACGAUGUAUGCCGAUCGUCACGAUGCCCUUACCGGCCAGAAGAACAUUCUUAUCUCCCACGAGGCCAAGGCUGGUAUCGCUCAGGCCAAGAAAGGAGAAGGGCCAUCCCCGGAACUGUUUCUUUCCAUCAUGAACACUCGCAGUGAACUCAUGCCAGAUCCUAACCUGGGAUCACUUCGUGGUAUUGUGAGUGAACUACGCAGCUUGGUUGGCUCGCUCGAUUGGCAAGCUUCUGGAGGAAGCUCUCGUGCCAGUGCAGAACUUGAGAUGGUCACUUUGGUCUUGAAGAAUGCCGGCCGAAUGAUUGCUGAGCAGCUCAAAAUAUCUUCAAAUCUAGAGAGAGAAGUGGAAAUGUUUCGAGACACGAUGAAUAACCGACUGGAAUAUUAUCGUCAUCUCCAGCAAAUUUCAGACACGGUCGCACCCUACGAUGAAGAGAAUGCUGGCAAGCCAAUGGAUGAGAAGCUAUUUGCUUCCAAAUUGAAGCAAGAAGAAAAGAUUGAGGCUAAAAUCUCCUCACUCAAAUCUAAGCGGCGAUAUCUUAUCCAUCUCCGUGAUGAUCCAGGCGAGGAAGAUACCUCCCGCAUAUGCAUUAUCUGCCAGUCAAGCUUUGAAAAUGGUGUCUUGACUGUUUGUGGUCACAAAUACUGCGCAGAUUGUCUGCGAUUAUGGUGGCGCCAACAUCGAACCUGUCCUAUGUGCAAAAAACCUUUGAAGUUCAACGACUUUCAUCAAAUCACGUACAAGCCACAGGAACUGGUUGCCCAGGAAGAAGAGACGCCUUUCAAAUUUGACCACGAAAGACAGUCGAACAAUGCAAUCUACAGCGAUAUUAGCUCGGGUGUUUUGAAGCAGAUUGAAACCAUUGAGCUUGACGGUUCGUUUGGUACAAAGGUCGACACCCUUGCACGUCAUAUUAUCUGGCUUCGGGAGCAUGACCCAGGAUCCAAGGCAAUUGUCUUUUCGCAGUACAGGAAUUUCUUGGUUGUGUUGAAGCGAGCAUUCGACCGAUUUGGCAUCGUCAAUAGCAGUGUCGACGCCCCUGAUGGAAUCGAGAAGUUCAAAAAGGAUCCAGGAAUUGAAUGCUUUUUGUUACAUGGCAAGGCACAGUCGUCAGGACUGACACUUAUCAACGCAACCCAUGUCUUCCUGUGUGAGCCGCUCAUCAACACCGCAAUUGAACUGCAGGCCAUUGCUCGAGUCCAUCGAAUCGGUCAAAGCCGUCCCACUACAGUUUGGAUGUACCUCGUGUCCGGGACCGUCGAGGAAUCCAUCUACGAAUUAUCAGUAAAUCGUCGGCUCGCCCACAUCAUGGAGAAGGAAAAAAAGGAGAAAAACUCUCGCUUCAUCAAUCCGAGUGACGGAGACGAGUCGUUGAUAGAAGAUAUAACUGAAACGGCAAUCGAGUCCGCCAAUUCCAUGGAACUGGAGGAUGCAACUCUCAACAGUCUCAUGACGAGCGGUGCGGCAGGUGGUGAGAUGGUUAAAAAGGAUGAUCUAUGGCAGUGUCUGUUUGGAGCUACGGCUGGAAAGGAUGAUCACGGUCUUUCAAGUGAUGCAGAGAGAGAAGUUGGCCGCUUCUUGCGCGGCGAGGCUGCGGAGCAGAGAAGAGAGGAAGCUAUGAUUUAA